CUGCAACCGAAUAUUCUUGGAAGAGAAGAAAGCACGCAUUUGUCAUAAAAACACAAUCCACACAGAGCACCAUGACCACGAGCGAUUCGAUUACCGGGCUGGGUGUCCGCAAGCGCAUCAAGGAAGUGACGCAUCGUGCCAAAGAUCGCGCCAAGGAGGCGACUCAUCGAGCCAAAGAACGGCUUCAUCCUCAUGAAGGGCCCCAGUUUGGACCCAAAGAUCGACAAGAAUCCGAGGCCGAAAGCGCCAUCUCGGCCGAAAGCGCCAUCUCUGGCGAUGUCAUGGAGGGCAGUAGUGUCAAUAGCAGUACUGCAACUGUCAAAAUUGCAACGACGAGUCGAGAAGUACUUUUGUCGCCGCCCGAAACAACCACAACGCCAAAAGAAGAAAAAGCCCCUUUGGGUGGGGGUAAUUCUGACUUGAUAGGGAUAGGGUUAACCUCUGUUGCCACAGUCCCUCUGUUGGCCAUGAUGAUAGCUAAGGAUGACAAUGGGAUAUCCGUGUCCACCACUGUCUCCAUACCCAUACUACUGUAUGGGAUGGUUCUGGGGCUAAUGGCGGGUGUAUUGGUUGGCCGGGCAUCCAAGGAUAGACAAGCAGCCAGUACCUCUGUCGCCCCUGCAGAGUCUGCACCACCACAUGAGGAAGCCAAUGCCGAAGCUGAGGCCGAAGAAGAGCCCAUGCUUGUUUCCGAGAGAUCAGCAGAUGUCGACGUAGUAGUAGAAGACCAUUAUGACAAUCAGCCACGUACGACAAAAAAGAACAAGCUUAGAAGCGCGACAAAGUAUGCCACCAAGCUUCCUGCCAAAAUCACCGACAAUGUCAAAGAGUUGAUCCACCAGGGUAUGACAGUCGCUCCUUGGACGGCACUUUCCAAUUCCUCGCAACUCAAUCUUCCCGAAUGGCAAAGGCCACAACUUACGAAAGUAACUGGUACCACCAGCCGCGCCCUGAUGAACCAAAUACAUCACAUGAGCAAAAGCUAUAGGAAACAACAGCAACCAAAGGAACAACGGCCGGAUACACUCAAUCGUCAGGGUGGACAACGGUUUGCAUCCGACAGCACACCUCCAAGCGAACGUCCAACCACAUCUGAGGAGGAUGCCCAACGACACCAAAUUGGACGAUUCGACGUCAAGGAAGAAGAAGUGGCUACUCUGGAAGAUGUCAUUGUUCCGGCCAUGAAACUGCGUGGACUCGAUGUCUUUAUCGCCGACGAAGAAGUGGGAGAGGGGCAAACCAAUCUCGGCGAGCAUCCGUAUCUCCUGGAACACGGGCUUCGUGACACACCCACUCUCAUGGUCAAUAUGAUUACCGGAUUUGGCAAUCAUAUUCUCUAUCUGCAACUUCCCAGUUACGUCACACAACUGCAUGAUUUGGUCGAAGAAGAGGACGAUGACGAUGAAGUCAAGGCUGUCAAACGUUUCAUCAAUGGCGAUGACGAAUACCGGAAUGAUCGACUCAAAGUACUGCCUUCUGUGGCGGAAGCACCCUUUGCCAUUCGCGUCAUUGCACCGGCCAAAAAAGAAGUCAUUAUCCAUUGUAUGUACGUUCCCUGCAGUUGGCGCAAACACGAAGCAUCGGUCGACCCCGCAACGGGCAAACAGCUGCAUCCACUACUGGAAGUCGAAGUCGAUUGUAUGAGCGACAAGUGGGUCCGAUCCAUUGUUAAUCUAUGUGUCAAACACACGGCGCAUGUCAUUGUCGAUGUCGGCCUAGUCAUUCAACUACGACAAGAUUUUCAAGAUGACCCAGAAAUUGAUACAACGGAUGAACCCGAGGCGUGUAUCGGCAUGUUUCGAAUGGCCAAGGUGGACAUGCACAAAUGCCCGGCUCUGCCACCCAACAAUUCCGAUUCCGAUAGCUUUACAGAGGAUGAGCUGCGGGCGAGCCGCAUUGUAGGCGUGAACAUGGAACAGCUGCGGGAAAUGGCCAAAGAACACAAGGAGCUGGGUGCGGCUGCUCCCGGUCGAUACGACGCGAAUCGGGGGGCAGUCAAGUUGUAACCUUAAAUAACAACCAGAGUGCUGCUUGUUUUGCACAAGAUUUUGUUUGGAUGAUACGGUACAAGCGAGACCAACCUGCACAAUGAGACAUACCCUGGUAAACUCUGCCUUCGAACGUAUAUCCGACGGCAGCUACGGUAUCGUUCUUUUCCCCAACAAACAACUUGCAUUAGAGGUCGAUCCACUAGCUAGCUAGCUACAGCACCACGAGGGAUUGAAAAUUCGAACCUUGGCCCGGCACCCUUUGCGUACGGUUGUUGAAAAGGUGUGAACUUGAACGCACAAUUUCUCUAAUUUAAUCAAUAUCCUUCCAGCUCU
This is a messenger RNA of Seminavis robusta, 2324 nucleotides long. The record is from the annotation of a GenBank genome assembly. NCBI's taxonomy places the organism in Eukaryota, Bacillariophyta, Bacillariophyceae, Naviculales, Naviculaceae.